AUGAAGCGCAGCCGCCCGGCAAAGUCCAAGGGGGGAAAGCAGCCCCCUGGCAUCGGCGACGAGGUGACCGGCGAGGAGGCCAGAAACCUCAAAACGAUGAUUGAGAGCGGCGGCGUGGCCGCCCUGGACUACACCCAGGUGCUGCGGGUGAUCAAGGCGGACAAGCCCUGCGAAGGCCUCUACUCCAAGUCGUGCAAAGGCAAGGGCGGCAACCCCAACUGCCUGUGCAACCUGCUGCCCGCGCCCGACGGCUUCCGCCGGCAGGGGCUGUGGGCCAAGGAGGCCGACGUGCUGGGCACGCUGGGCCCAGAGCCCAGCGCCACCAAGCGAGAGGACCGCAGCAAGCCUGUGGGCCUGAAGAACCUGGGCAACACCUGCUACGUCAACAGCGUGCUGCAGUGCCUGUUUGCCAACACCGCCUUCCGCCGGGCAGUGUACGCGCUCAAGCAGCCGCUGGCGGAUGAGCCGAUCGUGAAGGAGCUCAGGCAAGCACGCGAGGCGCGCAAUCCUGUCGGCCCGCUCACGCUGCUGCGUGUACCCCCGCAGCUGUUUCUGGCCAUGGAGCACGGCUGCACCGACCCAGCUGAUCCAGAGCCGCUGGCCAAGAGCCUGAACUUGGACCACGGCGUACAGCAGGAUGGGCAGGAGUUCAUGAAGCUCUUCCUGUCCCUGCUGGAGGCCAAGUUUGGGCAGCAGGAGGAGCUGCAGGAAGUGAUACAGGUGGGGGAGCCGGAGGGGCAGCUGCGCGCGGCAGCGCGGGGGGGCUGGCAGGGCGAUGGCUGGCAGCACACGCACAGCAGCAAGCGCAACGACAAUUUCUACGAGGUGGAUGUGCCAGUCAAGGGGUUCAGGAGCCUGCAGGACUCCCUGAACAGCAUGCUGAUGCCGGAGACGAUGGAAGGCGACAACCAGUACAGCUGCGAGUUCUGCGCGCGCAAGAAGAAGGGCGGGCGCGGCGGCGGCGGCGGCCGCGGCCGCGGCGGCAAGGCUGCGGGCAGCGGCGGGCGCGGCGGGCGGGUCCGCGGGAAGAAGGGAAAGGCUGACAGCAGCGAGGACGGCGGCGAGGGCGCGGGCGCCGACUCAGACCCCGACUUUGAGCCUGACGCUGACCUGGCGGCCGCGCUGCGCGCCUCGCUGGCGGCGCCGCCACCCGGCGCCGCCGCCGCAGCAGUUGACCAGCAGCAGCAGCAGCAGGGGGCUGCCCAGGAGCAGGCGGGGCAGGCGGGGGAUGCGCAGGGGGAGGAGGAGAUUGUGAGCAGCAACGCGUACCUGCUGGUGUACCGCCGGCGAGGCUCCGACCUGCCACUGGUACCGCUGGAUGGCGAGCAGCAGGCGGCGCUGGCGGCGGCGCAGGCGGCAUUUGCAGAGGAGCAGCAGCGGGGUGCAGAGGCGUAUGCCGCCGCCAAGCAGCAGCUGCUGGAGCGGCAGAAGCAGCGGCAGGAGGAGGUGCGGGGCAUCGUGGAGGCGGCGGCGCAGCUGGAGGAAGGCGACCCGGGGCGCUUUGUGGCGUCGGACUGGCUCACGGCGUGGGCGGACGCGGGGGUGGAGGCGGGGGCGCCUCAGCCAGUAGACAACGCCCCGCUGCUGUGCCCGCACAACAAGCUGGACCCAGCCAAGCUGGCAGCCGCGCGCCGCAUCAGCACCCCGGCCUGGGAGCAGCUGCGGGGGAGGUAUUGUGGCGGGCCGGAGCUGGGGCCGGGCGACGCCUGCCCCACCUGCCUGGCCGCCUUCCUGGACCACAUUGUGGCCAAGGAAGACACCCAGGGCCUGAAGGAGCACUUCAUGGCUGUGGCCGCAGCGGUGCUGGCUGGGGAGGGGGAGGGGCAGGGCCAGGAGCCCGCCUUCUUCGUCAGCAUGCCCUGGCUCAACGCGUGGCUGAAGCAGCGCAAGGGGAGCAUGGGAGGCACGCACCCCACCAAGGACAUCACCUGCCCCUGCGGCCGCCUGGCACCAGAGAGCUCCAAGACGCGGCGGGUGGGCAUCCCAGAAGACUUCUGGCGCUUCCUGCAGCGCAGUUGGCAGGCGGCCUGCGCGGAGCGGCGCGCCAGGGAGCAGCGCCGCACGCUCAAGUCGGGCGGCGGCGGCGGCGGCGCCUGGGAUGCGGCAGACUCGCAGCAGCAGCAGCAGCAGCAGCAGCAGCAGCAGCAGCAGGAGCAAGGGGCUGCAGAAGUGAUUGAGGUCCUAGACUCCCCCAAGGCGCCCGGCCUCGAGCCGGGUGCUGCAAAGGAGGAGGAGGAGGCAGCGCAGGAGCAGCAGCGGCAGGCCGGGGGACGGCGGCGGCGGCGAGGCGGCGGCGGCGGCGGCGAUGGAGCGGCGGCCUCCGCGGCAGGCGAGGCGGACGGGGAGGUGGAGGAGGUGGAGGAGGUGCUGCCCAACGGCAACCACCCGGCUGCGGCGGCGGCAGGGGCCAAGGAGGAGGAGGUGGUGAUGCUGGAUGGCGGGGAUGGGGCGGCUGGGGCCGGCACAGGCAGCGCGGCAGCAGCAGCAGCAGCAGCGGCAGCAGCGGCAGCAGAGGAUGCGGCGCGGGCGUUUCCUGUGUGGCGCGGCGAGUGUGGGGUGUGUGCCGGGCACCUCAGGGAGGCCAGCAACGCUCUCAAGGGCCUGCAGGGGCGGCUGGCCGAGGAGAAGGCGGAGCUGCAGCACCUGCUGCAGCCGCAGGCGGCGGCGCUGGUGCCGGGGGCCAGCUACCGGCUGGUGCCGGCGGCCUUCAUGGCGCGGUGGCGAGCCUACAUGCAGCAGGCGGGCAAGCGGGCACUGUCGCCCAGCUCCAAGGCGGCCCAGAUUGUGCAGCCGCCCGAUCUGGCAGAGGCGAUGCUGGGGGUGCUGUGUGAAUGGACGCUGGCAGACGCAGACGCGGCCGGCGCCGGCGCGGCCGCCGGCGCCGCCGCCGCCAGUGCCGCUGCCGCCGCCCCUGCCGAUGCGGGCGUGUUUGAGGUGCUGCCUGCACAGGACUGGUUCGCCCUGACUGCCUACUAUGGACCAGGCAGCGAGGGUGGCGGCGGCAAGAAGCGGCGGCGGCAGGCGCAGCGGUACGGCGAGCAGCUGGAGGCGCUGCUGGAGCGAGGCAUAGAGGCCACCUUCUUAGUCGAGGGCGGCACUCCACCAGGCGGCGGCGGCCCCGGGGGCCAGCCCGCGGCGCCGCCAGCAGAGGCCGGCGGCGGCGGCGGCCAGCCCAGGCGCGGCCGCGCGGCGGCGGCGGCGGCUUCGGCGGCGGCGGCGGGCGACGAGGCGGGCAGCGACGGGGAGGCGUUUGCCGGGGAGCGGGUGAUGGUGAUCGGCGAUGAGAACAAUCCCUACAAGUGCAACCGCCAGCACAACACGCGGGGCGCCGCGGGCAGCGCCUGCUUUGUGACCGACCCGCCGCUGUGCCAGCAGGCGGUGGCGGAGCGGCAGGCGCGCCUGCGGGCUGCGCUCCUCAGCUAUGCCAAUGAAGAGGUGGCUGUUGAGCUGGUGGCGAGCGCCGAGGAGGCGGUGGCGGCGGGAGAGGCGGCGGCCGGCGCAGGCGAGCACGGCAGCGCGAGGGCCUUGUGCAUGUCGGGGCGAGGCACGCAGCUCCCUGCGAGCCAGCGCAAGAGCAAGCGUGCGCGCAAGGGGCGUGCCUGCGUGUCUGUCAGCUCUGGAGACACGCUGCAGCAGCUGCGGUACCACGUGCUGCAGAGCCUGGAUGUGCACCCCAGGAACGCGCAGCUCUUUGUCAGGUGCUGCCUGGGGGCAGGGGGCGCACCGCUGACGCAGGGCGACAGCGCCACGCUGGCGGAGUGCGAGAUCUACCCGCAGGACGAAAUCAAAGUGGUGGACAGCGGCGAGCACGACGCCUCAGACCUGGCCUCCCUCUUCCCCGCGUAUGCCGGCAAGGCGCGGCGGCCGCGCGAGGCGGAGCGCGGCUUUACCGGCACCGCCCUCACUGGACUGACGCCCGUGGCGGCGGCGGCGGCGGCCGAGGACGCGCGUGCUGAUGUGGGCGAGGGCGGGCCCAUCGACAUGGAUGCCGAGCUGGCGGCAGCGGCGGCCGCCGAGGAGGCACAGGACGGGGCGACGGCCGAUUGA
Molecule: messenger RNA, 4047 nt
Organism: Chlorella variabilis
Lineage: Eukaryota; Viridiplantae; Chlorophyta; Trebouxiophyceae; Chlorellales; Chlorellaceae
Exons: 25
Coding region: 1-4047 (1348 amino acids)
Biological process (GO): protein deubiquitination
Cellular component (GO): cytosol; nucleus
Molecular function (GO): cysteine-type deubiquitinase activity; cysteine-type endopeptidase activity
Source: RefSeq, a predicted model, not a curated record